Messenger RNA from Erpetoichthys calabaricus (reedfish), 938 nucleotides. RefSeq names its product claudin 26 (gene cldn26). Gene Ontology annotation, biological process: cell adhesion; bicellular tight junction assembly. The record is from RefSeq and is a predicted model, not a curated record. Gene Ontology annotation, molecular function: structural molecule activity. Gene Ontology annotation, cellular component: plasma membrane; bicellular tight junction. Lineage: Eukaryota; Metazoa; Chordata; Cladistia; Polypteriformes; Polypteridae. The coding region runs from base 151 to 801 and encodes 216 amino acids. The transcript has a single exon.
UGUAAUACACAAGCGUUGGAAUUACAAGGCCUUUAUGAGGUGCAUAUAUUAGAUGCUGAGAUCAUAGGAGCGCUAUCGGGCUGAGCGUUGAGGGCUCCAGUUACUUCCAUUUGCAAGGCAUUCACUGCAACAGAGCAGAUUUGAUUGAAGAUGGUGCUCCUUAAUUCCAAAAUUGUGCAGCUGGGAGCAUUUUUUGUGAGUCUUAUGGGCUUGGCGACUUCUAUUGUGACCACUUUUUUGCCUCUGUGGAAAACCAUGAACACAGAUCUGAACGAAAUGGAGAACUGGUACCAGGGGCUGUGGCACAACUGCGUGUUUCAGGACGAAGUGGGUCUCCAGUGUAAGCCCUUUGACUCUUUUUUGGCCCUACCUGCCGACAUAAUGAUCUCUAGGAUUUUGAUGCUCAUUUCCAAUGUUCUAGGAAUUCUGGGUUUAUUAGUCACCGUUGCUGGGAUGGACUGCAUCAAACUUUCAGGUGACAAGGAUCUCUUCAAGAAGAAAAUUCUGGUUUCUGGUGGGGUUCUUUUCUUGUUAUCCGGAAUUACAACCCUCUUUCCAGUGUCCAUGGUUGCAUACUUGAUGGUGUCUGAGUUCUGGGAUGACAAUGUGCCCGAGCUUGUCCUCCGAUGGGAGUUUGGAGAGGCUAUGUUUUCGGGAUGGUUUGCCGGACUUUUUCUAGUCCUUGGAGGUGCUUUUACUUUUGUGUCAAUUUGCAUGAUGAAGUCAAGUUCUUCACCAGUUUACCACAUCACUCCCGGAAACCAGAAGACCGUGCAGUACCUGAAGACUGAGGUGCUAUAGGACCCAAAGGGAGAGGGAGAGUGAACAGUAUGGAUAUGUGUUUGUAUGUUUGUCAUUUGUAAUGCUGGCUCCAGAGGCUGCUUACAUGCCAAAAUUAAUAAUACAGUAAAUUAUGAAUAAAUUAAUUCAUAAAGAAA